Panicum hallii is the source of this 810-nucleotide messenger RNA. RefSeq lists its product as uncharacterized. NCBI's taxonomy places the organism in Eukaryota, Viridiplantae, Streptophyta, Magnoliopsida, Poales, Poaceae. The record is from RefSeq and is a predicted model, not a curated record. The transcript has 4 exons. The coding region runs from base 178 to 528 and encodes 116 amino acids.
CUACACUGGAUAUCCUAAGGACCUAGGGCCAUCAAGAAUUAUACCAUUCGCAUCUGAGCGUCAGUUUGUACAGCUAUUGCAUGAAGGAAGGCCUGUAGUUGUUGCCUUUACUAUUAAGUAUACUAACUCUGCUGUAUUUUGUUCAGAAACACUAAAUAGAAUAGCAAAUACUCAUAUAUGACAGCAUUCACUCACUUUAAUCCUGAAAAUUACCUUAUUAGGUGCACUUAUACACAUCAUCCUGAUAAAGUACCGGAAGAGGCAGCUGCCACAUUUUAUCCACAUAUCAAGUUUGUCAGAGUCGAGUGCCCAAAGUAUCCAGGGUUUUGCCUCACAAGGCAAAGGAAUGAAUAUCCAUUUGUUAAAGUAUUUUACAAUCCGGAACAGGCUGCAAGCCAAGGAAAGAGCGUGGAUCCUAACAUCACCAAGUAUUCUGUAAAAGUGCUACCUUUCAACUAUGAUCAGAGCGUGUAUGGAUUUCGGGAAUAUUUCAAGAAGCAUGGUUUCAAGUAUUCUGAAACAAACUAAUUCUGCCAUUAGGAAUCUGUGAUGAGAGAAGGCCUAGGGAGUUAACAUGGAGGCAUUCGUUGUCAGAGUUGAACCCUGGGGCUUUACUGGUCUCUUUCCUAGUUCGAGGAAUGCCUGCCAUGUACUCAUGUUAGGGUAUAGUCCAGGCCUUUAGAUUAGCACAGCAAUACCAAAUGCAUGCUGAGCUAUCGACCUUCAUUCCGGUAAAUUAAACAUUUCCCCAACCACAACCAGGAAUGAGUAUAUUGCACGUCUUUUUUUUCGAAUGCGAGUGGUUUGCUA